AUGCAGGCUUUUGAGGUUGAGCGACCUACUGCCGUGGAGCGUCGAAAGCUCAAACCAGUCAGUUGGAUCAUAGCAGCGCUGCUGUGUGCGGCAUUCUUGGCAGGCCUCAUAGGCUUCUGCUCCAGAAAUGGAGGUAAUUCGGCCUCGAAGGUCGGCAGCUGUAAGCCUGGAGAUGUGGAUAGUUAUGCUGGCAUCAUCCACAAAGACAAGGGCGGCUGGUGCUUGAACAAUGUGUGUGGGGACUAUCGCUUUGAUCUGAAAAGCGGAUGGCUCUUUGGAGGAGAGGAGAAGGUGGGACAAUUCAGCUGCCAGCGACUCCAAUCUGAUAUGUUGAACCUCACCUCGGAUGCUGUCUGGAAGCUUCGAGACUACUUUCACAUUCUGUCCUCCGAAAUCAUGACGGAGAUCCAAAAAGAGGAAAAUGCCGGAGCUCUAUUUGUGGUACCCGCCCAGCUGAAUGGUGCGGAAUAUCCAUCUGCCACCCGUGUGGUGCAUCACGUUGCUGACUACAAAGAGGACAUUCGCAGGGGGCCACGGGGGCAGCUCGCUGCGCACCCGGCGGUGGCGCAGUUCCUGCUGGACAAUGCGCAAAGCGUUGAACGUCCCAAAGGGAUCAAUGCUGCGGAUCAAAUUGUCGAUCUUCCAGGCUUUGAAGUCGUGAAUGGAUACAUGAAGAUCCAGAAAACUGACAAGGUGAAGGAAACUUUGCAAGACUUGAAGAGGCGUCUGAACAGCUUGCGGCUGUUGGUCAUGGAGCAUGUUUCCACUCAAGGCUUGGUACCAAAGUUGAGUGGCUUUGCCAAGACCAGCCAUCGUGUGGGUUUGGUUUAUGCCUCAACGAUACCCGUGGAUUCGUACGUGAAUGGCCGCACUGGCGAGAGCGAUCCAACAGAUCAUGAGUAUCAGACGCAGGUGGCUGAACUGAUGCUGGUGGCCCAAUACUAUGGCGCCCUGAAGUAUGCCGCAGAAACGACCCAGAAAAUCGUGGAGCUGACGCCACGUCACCGGCCGCGGAAGGUCUUUCUGAUGCCCCUGGGAGGUGGCAGUUUCCAGAAUCCUUGGGAAAUCAUUGGCAGAAGUAUGGCAAAAGCCAUUCAGAUGUUGGACCAUGAGUUGCUUGUCACCCUGGAGAUUUCUGCGCUGGCCUUCAAUCAAAAACCAUCUGAGAAGGAGAAGUUGCAGUCCAUUCUGGAGAAGUUGCAUUCGAAAGUUCAAAUCGACGAGAGAUGCAUCGAAAGCGGCGGUUCAAAUCACAUGGUGGGCGCCUUCCGCCCGACUUGUCAGAGCGACGGGUCCUUUGCACCGCAACAGUGCUGGGGCAGCACAGGCUUUUGCUGGUGCAGCGACAAGGUGGGGCACGAGUUCCGUGAGACCCGCGGCCGCCCCGGCCCCAGGCGGGAAGACUGUGAGCAGCUUCAAAAAUUAAAGGAUGCGGGGAACAGCACCGACUGCCACCUUCAGCUAUUGAAGGUUCAGCUGGCUUCUUUGGUUGGCGCCCCUGAGCCAACGUGUUUAGAACACGGUGGAUACGCUGCAAGACAGUGUUGGGGCUCCGUAGACGAAUGUUGGUGCGCAGAUGGCACAGGCAAAGAGCUCGAGGGCACCAGGGGCAUUCCGGGGCCCAGCCUGGAAGAGUGUGCCUCCAAGCUGGGUGGAAGUGCCGACUGUGUGCGUUGUACCGCCCCCACUGUGGCCUGA
Messenger RNA from Cladocopium goreaui, 1698 nucleotides. The record is from the annotation of a GenBank genome assembly. Lineage: Eukaryota; Dinophyceae; Suessiales; Symbiodiniaceae.